This is a messenger RNA of Pundamilia nyererei, 5201 nucleotides long. It is a transcript of the gene mpripb, whose product is annotated as myosin phosphatase Rho interacting protein. Gene Ontology annotation, molecular function: actin filament binding. The transcript has 24 exons. Gene Ontology annotation, cellular component: actin cytoskeleton. The record is from RefSeq and is a predicted model, not a curated record. Bases 931 to 4311 code for a protein of 1126 amino acids. Lineage: Eukaryota; Metazoa; Chordata; Actinopteri; Cichliformes; Cichlidae.
GGUGGCGGCAGUGAGCAGUUAUCGCGAGAGCACGUAGAAUUCCAGGCGCUUGUGUGUAUUUGCGCUCUCUCUUCUGUCUUCUCCCCCCUUGCUCCGUUGGGAAAGAAGAAAAUAAACCCAGUGCUGCUAACCAGGCUAGUUAUGGAACCAAGCCCUAAGUACUCGUUUUGGCAUCUGUGACUGCCCAAGAGGUGCUCGCCCUGCAUACUGUGUUCCCACCUGGGAGGAAAGCACAUGAAGCUUUUUGAUUUUUUUGACCGAGUCUUUUUCUUUAAAAAGUUGAAUACGCCAGCAAGGGAAGGAUUUCAUUAGCUAGCCUAUCUGUGUGCGAGCUAACUGGGCUAGCUUAGCAAGGAGCACUGGAUGAACUUCGCAUGGACUGAGUGCUGCGAACGGGAUAGUAGCCUCCUGUCUGACUGUGAGCCGCCUUUUGGAUUGAGUCUUUCAUAUGGGAGUGCGUUGUUACUUAAAUGACACUGUUUUCCCGGAGCUCGAAGGCCAUAACUGUGUACAAAUGUUGCUUUUGCGGCUCACACCAUCACGUUAUUGAUCUGGAUACCCAUUGGAAAGCUAACAGGAUAUUAGCCACCUUCUUGCCGCUACGCUUUGUGGUUGCAGGCCAUGGACUGAAAGGCAUUCAUCACUGAAGGAUGAGAAGGCUGGCUUGAUGGCAGCUAAUUAUUUAUUGGGAGGCAGCAAUUGGAUACAGCUAAAGCGAUAAAAGAAGCUUUGAACGUCGUCCCAGAACUGUUAAACUCUUGGUUUGGUCUUUCUUUUUUUUUAGCUUGACAAUGCAUCGGUGUGCUGGGGCUUUUUUCAAGUUAGGAUAAGAAGAGACGCACAAGAAAACAGCGAGAUUGCACCUUCUGCGUUUCCCCACGGAAAUUAUUCAUUUUUUAAAAUAUUAUAAUUAUUAAGAGGUGAAAUAUAAUGUCUACCGCUAAAGAAAAUCCCUGUAGGAAAUUCCAAGCAAACUUCUUCAACAAAAGUAAAUGUCAGAACUGCUUCAAACCCCGGGAGCUGCACCUACUGACAGACCAGGAUUUGACCCAGGCCAAACCUAUUUAUGGUGGAUGGCUGUGCUUGGCUCCUGAAGGAACUGACUUUGACAAUCCUAUGCAGAGAUCUCGGAAAUGGCAACGGAGAUUUUUUGUGCUGUACGAACAUGGCUGUCUGCGCUUUGCCCUGGACGAAUCGCCAAGCACGCUCCCUCAGGGCACAGUCAACAUGAACCUGUGUACAGACGUCAUUGAUGCAGAGCCCAAGACGGGCCAGAAGAACUCACUGUGCAUCAUCACACCCGACCAGGAGUACUACAUCAGAGGAGAGAAUAAGGAGAUCAUCAAUGGGUGGAGUGAACAGCUGAUUGUCUACCCCCGAACCAACAAACAGAACCAGAAGAAGAAACGCAAAGUUGAGCCUGCCACCUCCCAGGAGCCGGGUCCAGCCAAGGUAGCAGUAACUGGGUCUGGUAUCCCAGAAGCGGAAAAAGUUCCAGAUUCAAGCUCCAUCAUCUGGCAGGAAGAACUGAACCAGAGGGAGGCUGAAGGGGCAGCAGUCUGGACUGCUGCUGAGCUACCUUCAGGAUCACCACUGCCCCCUACAGGGGACUCUGCGUCUGCGGCCCAGGCUUCUGAUGCAGGCUCAGUGAACGGUGAUGAAGUGGACCGGGGCAGCCUGCCGUUGCACGGCUCCACCCCCCAGCCUCCCAGCGACCUGCUGUCCCCGACCGGCUCCUGCUCCAGCCUGGGAGGCAUUCCGCGCUGCCUCUCACCAGCUCCCAGCGACCCCUUCCCCUCCGGCAGCUCCCUGCUCUCCAACGGCUCUCACAUCAGCGGCUCGGUCAGCUCUCUCGACUCGGAUGCCAGCGGCAGCACGGUGACGAGCACAGACAGCCACCCGGCCACCCAGAGGAGCGGUCACUCCUACAGCCACCACGACACGCCGCGGUCUCGGCGGUUGGAGGCUGAGGCUAGAAAGGCUGAGAAGAGGAGCCGGUUCAGGAGCCCAGACAGGCAGGAGAGAGAGGCCGUCUUCAGCCCCGAGAGGAGUCGCUCCGGUGUUAUCGAGAAGUUGGAGGCCUUGGAGUUGGAGAAUCCGGAAAAAAUGGAGGUGGAGGAGUCGGGGAGAAGCAGAGUCAGACAAGGCCGAAGUGAACACAGACGCUUCCAGAGAGAGGAACAGAGGCAAGACGUGGGUCAGGGUCUGGACUUUCCCUCUACCCUGCCCCCUCUGAGAAGAGCCAAGUCGUUGGACCGGAGGACCACUGAGUCAGUCAUGACGCCGGACUUGCUGAACUUCAAGAAAGGCUGGAUGGUGAAACUUGACGAGCAAGGCCAGUGGAAGAAGUACUGGUUUGUGCUGACUGAUCACAGCCUGAGAUACUACAAGGAUUCAAUUGCAGAGGAGGCCUCUGACCUGGAUGGUGAGAUUGACCUGUCCACCUGCUACAAUGUAACUGAAUACCAGGCUCAGCGAAACUAUGGCUUUCAGAUUCAUACGCAGGAAGGAGUGCAUACUCUGUCUGCCAUGACAGCAGGCAUACGUAGGAACUGGAUCCAGGCAGUCAUGAAGAAUGUCAGACCCUCCACUGCCCCUGAUGUGGCAAGCUCGACCGAGGAUCAUGGCUCAUUCUCUCCUUUAGAGGGUCUCGUCAGACCAGAUGUCACUCAGGACUCUCCUUCUUCUGAGGCCUCAUCUGUAGACAAAGAAGCCACUUCUGGAGUCAAUAAGAGCCGAGCUCGCGAGCGCAGGCGAGAAGGCCGCUCUAAGACAUUUGACUGGGCAGAGUUCAGGCCCAUAGCCCAGGCUCUGGCUCAACAGCGGGCGCAGGAAGCCGAGAGUCUCCAGGCAGACAUGGGGGAGCUCGAGCGCAGUCGGAGAAGAGAGGAGAGACGGAAGAGGUACGAGAACGUGACAAGCUCAGACCCUGCAUCGGUUAAAGAAGGAGGGAGGACCGACGAUGAGAGGGGAGACGAACCUCCGGGUUCGCUAGGUCCCGUAUCUCUGGAGAGGCAGCAGAUGGUGGAGGAGGUGAUCGAAGAACACUGGCGACAGGUAGAGAAGACGCCCAUGCGGGAGGAAAGGAGGGUGCCGCUGCCCACCGCAGUGCAACCUAGAGAGACUGUAGAGCUGGAGCAGCUACUGGAGAGUUAUAAGCAAGGGAUUGAGGACCUGAAGGCACAGUUGAAGAGCUGUCACAAGCAGCUCCUGGACUCAAAUAAGCACAAACAGGAGCUGGAGAUCCAGCUGAGAAUGGCUCUGGAGAGAGAGCAGGAUGACCGAUCUGGUUACAUCUCUCCGCUGGAGCAACCUUUGGGUCUGGAGGCUGAUGUGACGCCCCAGAUGAAGAGGCCCGAACUGGCCACCUGUGAGAGAGGUUUCGCUGCAAUGGAGGAGUCUCACCAGAAAGUGAUCGACGAGCUGCAGAAGAAACACCAGAGAGAGCUGGAGAACCUGAAGGAGGAGAAGGAGAGGCUGCUGGCCGAGGAGACGGCAGCCACCAUCGCAGCUAUUGAAGCAAUGAAAAACGCCCACCGUACAGAGCUGGAGAAGGAGCUGGAAAAGGCUCGCAAAGCCAACAACAAUACGGAGAAUGCAGACAUCGAGGAGAUCCGCAGACAGCAUGAGGAGGAGUUGUGUUCCUUCCAGCGGGAGAUUGAGGUGUUGUCGGAACAGUAUUCCCAGAAGUGCCUGGAAAACGCCCACCUGGCCCAGGCACUGGAGGCAGAGCGACAGGCCCUCAGGCAGUGUCAGAGAGAGAACCAGGAGCUCAACGCGCACAACCAGGAGCUGAACAACCGACUGGCAGCAGAAAUCACUAAGAUGCGCUCCAUGACUUCUGAGGAUGGAGUGGGAGACACAAAUACCACAAUACAGGGGAAGGAGCUCUACGAGUUAGAAGUUAUGCUGCGAGUGAAGGAGUCUGAAGUCCAGUACCUGAAGCAGGAAAUCAACUCCCUCAAAGAUGAACUGCAAGCAGCCCAAAGAGAUAAGAAAUAUGCAACAGAUAAGUACAAGGACAUUUACACAGAGCUGAGCAUUGUCAAGGCCAAAGCAGAGCGGGAUCUGGGCCGGCUCAGAGACCAGCUGCAGCUGGCUCAUGAGGCGCUCGGGGAGCCGGCGCUGGAGGAGGUGGAACGAGGGGGCUAUGAUAUCAUGAAGUCCAAAAGCAACCCUGACAUCCUCAAGAUGGCAGCUGCUGCAGCGAAACGCUCAGAGCGCACCAUGAGGUCAAAGAGUCUGAAGGAAGGGCUGACAGCGGAGCAGAGACUCCACCUGUUUGAAAAUAAAGACACUAAGGAGUUCUGACAGUGACACGUCACGUCCCCCUACCUUGCUGCAUGUUUAGAAGCCCACUAUAUUUUAGCUCUGUAAUGACUUAUUUAGUAACAACUACACACUGGUCACCAAACACAGAUCAUUUAUUAUUAAAAACAUGCUAUGAAGUUUGAAUUUCAUGUUUAGUUUGCAUUCCAUGCACUUCAGUUAACUGUGACUUUUUUGUAUUUUUUUUCCUUACUGUAAAUACUGUUUUUAAAUGAGCAUUUUUCAUGCAUACACUAGAACUAUGACUGUGUAAGCUACUGUUUUAACUCUCUAGACUGUUGCUAGCCAAAAGCAUAAAUGUGAUGUUAAAUGGCUAAACUACAACUACAUAAUGACGAGUAAUACUUGCAUAACAAAACCGUAGGAAUGAGUCUGGCGUUCAGUCUGCACGUUAACGCUCCUCCUCUCCGUUAUCAUUCCAGCACAGAUGGAAGUGUUGCUCAGUAAACAAGCUAUAGAACAAAAGUGCUUGUCUGCAUUAGAAAAAAAGUGCUCACCCAUGUUGCUGCUUUGUGUUACUUUGAAAUUAACAUCAAAGAUGUUUCUGCAGUCUUGGGGAAAAAAAUCAGAUAAAAUCAGUGCGCGACAGCUGAAUGCAUCAGGACAAGAUUCACUGACUAUAAUUUAAAUAUAUAUGAAAGUUUAUAUAGAUUUUUUUUUCUCUCACUGCAAUCAUUGGUCCAACUGUAUAGGAGUUGCUGGAGUUGGUUUAUGUUUGUAGUCUUGUUCAGUGGCAGUCCCUUUGUAUUUAUUUAAGUGGUUGGGAUUUUUCUUUCACAUUCCCAUUCCUCUGUACUCUAUUAUUGUAAAUAUAAAGCAAAUAUACACCAACUGACUACAGGUUUAUUAGCAAUAAAUAUUUUUGCACCCUU